Molecule: messenger RNA, 657 nt
Organism: Lathyrus sativus (Indian pea)
Lineage: Eukaryota; Viridiplantae; Streptophyta; Magnoliopsida; Fabales; Fabaceae
Source: the annotation of a GenBank genome assembly
AUGGCGUUGGAAAGCUACGUAGUGGUACACAACGUAGCAAAGAGACACAACGUUGGAACACUGGCACGAAGCGCAACAGCAUUCGGUGUAUCCGAACUAAUUCUCGUCGGUCGCAGAGAUUUCAACAGUUUCGGUAACCACGGUUCAUCAAACCAUGUCCGAUUUCGACAUUUUCAUUCUCUCCAAGAAGCUCGACAGUUUCUCAAGGAUAAAGACUGUGAUAUCUGCGGCGUUGAGAUCACGCACGAUGCUCUACCUGUGAAUCAGCAUCCUUUCAAGAAAAGUACUGCCUUUUUGCUUGGUAACGAGGGUUCUGGUCUUUCUACUAAGGAAUGUGAGAUUUGUGAUUUUUUUGUUUAUAUUCCGCAGUAUGGUUGUGGUACUGCUUCGUUGAAUGUUACUGUUGCCGCUUCAAUUGUACUGCAUCAAUUUGGAGUCUGGGCAGGUUUUGCUGAGAGAUCUCGUGAUGGAAAUAAAUUUGUUGUGGCCGAAAGACCAGCGAAACAGGGUCGACGAAAUUACUGCACAGAAACAGAAGAUUCUAUCAUCGAAGAGCGUAAAGCCAGAAGAGAAAAUGCUGCCAAUGGUUUCUUCGAGGAGACCGAGAGCUGCAAUUCAUCUUCAAACCUCCUUGAUGCAUUGUUUGUUGAUGAUUGA